Molecule: messenger RNA, 1119 nt
Organism: Caenorhabditis remanei
Lineage: Eukaryota; Metazoa; Nematoda; Chromadorea; Rhabditida; Rhabditidae
Exons: 3
Coding region: 1-1119 (372 amino acids)
Source: RefSeq, a predicted model, not a curated record
AUGUCACUAGUUUCCAACCAAGACGUGGUUGUCAAGGAGGAAAAGCCAGAAGUAACGCUGGCACAGAUUCUGAAUGUUCCAGACUUUGUUGAGAAUUACUUGGAUAUUGAUACGAGACUCCGCCUCCGUAAGACGUGCUUCAACAUCCGGAAAAUUAUCAAUGAAAAGCUGCUAAACAUAGACUGUCUCACCUACAAAUUCGAGGGAAGGUUUACCGAGAUUUCUACAAAUGGUGACUUCAAGGUCUCUUACGAAAUCAUUGAAGGAGGACUGAGAGUGAAAUACUGGGAUAAAGAGAAAGUGAUCAAUACGGAUGACGAAGAAGAUCAGGCUGAGAUAAUUCAACGGCAUUUUAUGUCGAUUUUUGGUCAUGAGAAGCUGAGAAUCGACACUUUAAGAAUCGAAGACAGGUCGGGAAGCCGGUCUAGAAUUGGAAAAAGAACACUGCGAAGAACUCUCAACGAACUGUUCAACAAACUGAAGAUCCGCAAUUUGGAGUACUAUACUGUCGUAAUUGAUUCAUUUUUAGUUGUAUUAUUGAGAACGAUAGACCCGGAGCAUCUCAAAUUCCUUCAAAUCGAUAUGCAUACUCUUCUUGAAAAUAAGGAAAUGUUUUACGGAGACUUGUAUGAUCUAGAAGAAUGGAAACGUUUGAAAUCAUUGAACUUUGAUGGGAUGCUGAAGUUUUCUGAAAUUAUCAGCGACUUCACUCAUUUCGAGAACGCUUAUUUGGUGAUUUAUGGAAGCCAGUGGUAUGAUAGAUACAAUCUCUCUGAUCUGCCUUUGCACACUUUUGUAAUGGAGCUUAAAGAUAAACUACUUCAAAAUCCCAAUCUGAAACAACAUCAGUUGAAAAUUCGAAUGCACAGGGAGGAUUCUGAUAUUGAAGAUAUUAAAGCGAGUCUUCAACAAUACAACACAGACAAUGCUCCAUUUCCGUGCUGGAUUAGUAUUCCAUACCCGGAUUCUGAUAAGAAAUUGGAGAUGUUGGUGGAUAAGGAAUUCAUUUCAAAUAACCUGAUUAUAUGGUUUAAAGGACCGUGUUAUGUGAAAGGAGAGUGGGAAGAAGAUAGUAGUGAUGAGGAAGAUAAAGAUGAUAGUAAUGAUGAAGAAGAGUAG